GAGGAGGAGGGAUUUCAGAUUUGGAAAAAAGGAAAAAAAAGAAAAAAGAAAAAAGAGGAAGACCUAGAAUGCCAGAUUUGGGUUUUUGUAUUUUUUUUUUCCUUUUUUUAAGUUUAAUUUUUGUUUGAAAGUAGAAAUGAAUUUGCUUAAAGGUGGUUGUUGAAUUUCUUGGUUUUGGAAGUAUUUUUUGUGGAUUAAAUGCUCAAAAACAUGAUUCUGUAAUAUGUUUAUCUUCAUUCUUUCCUCCGUUCUUAGUGAAAAUUUUAUCAAUCAAAUUAUGAAAAAUCAAAACAAAUAUAGAAAUUUGCUUAAAGGACUACUGGAUCUGAAAAUUUGAUAACAAAUUAAGGGUAAAUAUAUGAUUUUAGCCAUCGUGACAUGGUUGGGUGGAUAAAUUUGUUGAUGUGUGCAGGUGACAUGACAAUUUUCAAUGGCUGGUGACGGAACACAUGAGGAAAUUUAAGGCGAAGCUUAGAAAGUGCAGGGAGUAUUUUGGUAUUUUCCUCGACUCUGCUUCCCCUUCAUGAGAAGAAUCUCAACUCCCAAGGAAUACCUCUGUGCCGUACGUGUGUCAGAAGUUUUGCAAAAUCAAGGGGUUCGGGUUGGAAAGCAAGGGUUAUGAGGCAGGGAGACUGCAGCACUGGUCUGGAUCUGCUUGAACCCCACCGCUACUUCCGUCUCUCAUCUCAUAUCUUGAUUUCGUUGUUUCCUCAGGUUCUAGGUCCCCAUCUGGUUAAGCUUCAUGUCUUCAAAGCGGAAUUUGAAGGAACUCGUGAAUCGGCAGAAGGAUCCAUCCACUCCACGCAGUGCGACUCGGCGAAACGUUCACCAGCGCUUCAGGCGAAAUGAUGGGGUGGUAGUCAAUGAAGCUGAUGAGGCAUUUCUGCAUGAUCAUAAAAAGUGUAUUGAGGAACAAGCUAUGCAGAAUAGGUUUAACUUGGACUGGGUUCUUCCAGGAUAUGGUUCUGCGUGUACUGCUGGGUGUCCUCAAUCUAAGGAAGAAAAGACUUAUUCUGACAGUUUCAACUUACCGGAGCCAGAAGAUUUGUCCAUGCCUGAGUUUUCAACCCAAAGGAAAUCUCCUCCUUGUUCUCCAAUACCUCUAUACCGGCCAUCAAUUCCAGUGGCAUGCAAUUCUGAGGAUGUUGAGUUUGUGCUGAAGCAAGAAAAUGAUCUUGACUGAAUGAUAAAGAGAAUUCUGAAUGUGACUUUUUCUUUCGGCUAAUGAAAUGUAGCUAAGAUAACUCAAUCUCGCAUUUUCUAUAUCCCAAGCAAGCGAGUAGUUGAAGGUGCUGUCCUUUUUGUAUUUAUUUUGGAACCUUAAUUAAAGUUGCAAAAACUUA
Messenger RNA from Rubroshorea leprosula, 1343 nucleotides. The record is from the annotation of a GenBank genome assembly. NCBI's taxonomy places the organism in Eukaryota, Viridiplantae, Streptophyta, Magnoliopsida, Malvales, Dipterocarpaceae.